Messenger RNA from Histoplasma mississippiense, 336 nucleotides. RefSeq lists its product with no specific name. Gene Ontology annotation, cellular component: mitochondrial inner membrane. The transcript is spliced from 3 exons. Bases 1 to 336 code for a protein of 111 amino acids. Lineage: Eukaryota; Fungi; Ascomycota; Eurotiomycetes; Onygenales; Ajellomycetaceae. Gene Ontology annotation, biological process: pyruvate import into mitochondria. The record is from RefSeq and is a predicted model, not a curated record.
AUGAAGUGGGUCCUCGUCUUGGCCGGUCUUUCUGAUCUCGCCCGUCCCGCCGACAAGCUCUCCCUGACUCAAAACGCCGCUUUGAUGGCCACCGGCGCAAUCUGGACCAGAUGGUGUCUCAUCAUUAAGCCGAGAAAUGUCCUUCUGGCCGCGGUCAACUUCUUUGUUGGAUGCGUGGGAUUCACGCAAGUGACUCGCAUUUUCCUACAUAGACGAACUGUCGACGGGUCCACCAAGGAUGCGCUGAAGGAUAUGACCCACGAAGCAACAGGCCCGGCCAGGGCUGCUGUGAUCAAAGCUGAGGGAAAGGUGGAAGAAUUGAUUAAGAAACAUUAA